Schizosaccharomyces octosporus yFS286 is the source of this 936-nucleotide messenger RNA. RefSeq names its product peptide methionine sulfoxide reductase. Gene Ontology annotation, molecular function: peptide-methionine (S)-S-oxide reductase activity. NCBI's taxonomy places the organism in Eukaryota, Fungi, Ascomycota, Schizosaccharomycetes, Schizosaccharomycetales, Schizosaccharomycetaceae. The transcript has 2 exons. The record is from RefSeq and is a predicted model, not a curated record. The coding region runs from base 163 to 675 and encodes 170 amino acids.
CGAGACCAUCGUAUUUUUCACUAUUAAUAAUCAAUUCAUCAUCAUACCCAAUAGGUAUUGGCGGUCACCAACAUUCACUUCCACCCUUCUACUUAUAAACUUCCUUAUAUUUAGCAUACUAUUACAUAUAUAAUAACACAAGAAAUAACAGGUUAAAUAAAAAUGAAGACCGCAAUUUUUGCCGCAGGAUGCUUUUGGGGUGUUCAAGAAGUGUUUUUGAGAAAGUAUGUACCUGCAGCUGCCAUUCUGAAAACUUCUGUCGGAUAUAUUGGAGGCAUGACUGAUCAUCCUACAUAUAAACAAGUUUGCACAAAUAGCACUGGCCAUGCUGAAGCACUGAAGGUUGAUUUUGAUGAGAACUUGACCUCCUACGAGAAAAUCGUUGAGUUUUUCUUCGCCAUGCACGACCCAACUACCGUUGAUAGACAAGGCAAUGAUGUUGGAACCCAGUACCGCUCUGUGAUUUUUACUACUGCUCCUGAACAAGAAGGCGUCGCAAAGAAGGUGUUGAAUGAGGUGCAAGAGAAGCAUUUUCCUGAAAAGAAAAUUGUAACCCAAAUUGUUCCUUCAGGGAAGUGGUGGGAUGCUGAAGAAUAUCAUCAACAAUACCUCGACAAGAACCCUGACGGAUAUCGCUGUAGUUCUCACUUCCUUCGCUGGAAUCCAUUCGCUUAAAUUAAUUAGUAUGGAUUUCGGUAACACACAGGGACAUCAUAAUCAUUGCUAUGAGAAUGAGGUUGAACGCUCUGUGAAAAGGACAAACGCCGUUACACUCAUUAUCAAAUCAAUAAGAUUGGGGAAUUUAAAAGAGAUAAGUAAAUGUCCAACGUUUUGGUUCAACUAGUAGUUUUUUCAUCUGUCGCCUGUAAUUCAUCUGGCUUAUAAAUAAAUGACAAAAGAGACUCCAAAUUUGUGAGCACAUUUUUUGAAAUACCC